CGAAGCCUUCGUUUCUCGCCAUGCGUCGCUAACACAAAGGCUGUCCAGGCUACGCCUGCUUGGCAGGUGCCAUGGAUGGCUCCAUCCAGCCCGACGAUGCCGAGGCCGUGCGCCGGACCCAGCGGCAGACCCAGCGGGUGGAUCGCCUGAAGACGGUGAUGUCCAAGACGCAAGAUGUGGAGCCGAAGAAGUCGAAGCUUCCACGGCACCUGGCCAUUUUGAAAGAGCUGAUCUCAGACUUUGGCAAGUGGCUGGCGCAACCGUACAAUGUGGACGUAGAGAUCCCUGACAGCGAUGACGAGGAGAAUGCUCCUCAGGCAGAGGCUCAGGACCUACCGCGAAAGACCUGGAGAGAGAAGCUGCAUACCGUGGUGGUCAGCAAUGGCUUUGAGGCCACAAGUUGCUUCUUGGUUAUCGCCAACCUGGCUUUCCUAGGUGUUCAAGCCAACUGCAACGGCGGCUGUGGCACCUACACCACUGCUAUGCUAUCCACCUUUGAUAACUUCUUUACCGCCACUUUUUUGCUGGAGUGGCUUUUGUGUGUCACCGCACAUGGCGGGUCGUACUUUACGACGCCAGAGACGGUCAUGGCCAAUAUGCUGGAUACUUUCAUAGUGUGGGUCGUGGGUGUUUUCCUGCUUUGGGUCGCACCAGUGCUGCUGAACCAAGAGGGGUUGGCAGCAUUGCAGGCCAUCCGCGCGAUUCGUGCCAUGCGGAGCCUGCGCAGUUUCAAGGUGCUGCGACAUUUCCAGAGCUUUCGCAUGCUCUUGACUGGCGUUCUUGGAACAAUCCCCACCCUUUUGGCUUGUUGUUUGAUGAUGUUCUUGACCGUUAUGACCUUUGGUAUCAUUUCAGUAGACAUCAUAGGACGCGAUGAAGCUUGGGGACUCGCUGCUUCGGGCACAGCUGCCUGGUACUUCCAGAAUGGUUUGAUUCAGGCAAGUAUGACGAUGUCACGCUUCAUUUUUAGUGACAACGCGGUGGACUUCAUUGAGGAACUGCAAGAACAGCAACCCUACAUUUGGAUCUACUGUUUCCUCUUCAUGGCGAUCUCCGCCUAUGUCAUUCUGAACCUUGUGACCGCGGUCAUCUGUGACAAGGCACAGCAAAUCGUGAAUGACAACGAGGCUGAACGACUCUUUGAGAUGCGCCAGGAAGAAAAGCGGAACAUGAAAGAUCUCAAGAGGAUCUUUGAAGUCUUGGACGAAGAUGGUAGUGGCCUGGUGACCACCGAGGAAUUUGAUGCAGCCUUCGAAAUCCCGGAGUGCAGGGACAAGUUCUUCCUGCUGGGCUUUGAUGAGGAGGAGAUGAAGCAACUCUUCCGCGUCUUGGACAACGACGGCGAGGGCGAGCUGAGUGUCCAGGAGUUUCUGAAAGGAAUGGUGCAGGUUCAAGGAGACUGCGACUCCAGAUCCAUGCUGAUGGCUACCAAGAGCUUUGAGAAGGUCUCCAUGACCUACGACAAGGUGAAAGGUUCCGGUGGAGCCUCGGUGGCCCCACGGAUGACGCAGACGCAGAAGAGUCUGGAGGAGUGGUUGACGGAGAUAGAGAAUCUCACAACGGAACGCUUGGACCAGAUUGAGCGGCACUUGCAAAACUUGGAGUCAAAAGCCGAUGGUUUUGAGAAAAAACUGGACAUCAUCGAGUAUCUUCCACCCUUGGCAGUCGAGGGUGAAGCUGCUGGCUCUUGACCUGCAGAGCCUUCAAGUUCACCAAGACCAUGGUGUUUUUGUUGAUUGUCCCGCAAGUUGGGUCCACAUAGCCCACAAAUUGCCCCCACCUAUGUCAUUCUCCCAGAGUAUGAACUUCGCAAAUGAGCUCUUCAUAGUUGCUUUGAAGCCGACCUCGCCGCCCAAGCCACAUGACUUUUCCAAUGCCAAACGGCAUGUCUGUGUCAUGGCUUCGGCGUGUGGUGCAAGUUACGCAUUUACUUCAAGCCAUGGCAAAGCUUUGGGCAGCAAAA
Molecule: messenger RNA, 1963 nt
Organism: Cladocopium goreaui
Lineage: Eukaryota; Dinophyceae; Suessiales; Symbiodiniaceae
Source: the annotation of a GenBank genome assembly